Leucoraja erinaceus (little skate) is the source of this 4363-nucleotide messenger RNA. Its product is annotated as lysine-specific demethylase 2B-like. Gene Ontology annotation, biological process: protein demethylation; regulation of transcription by RNA polymerase II. The coding region runs from base 151 to 2319 and encodes 722 amino acids. The record is from RefSeq and is a predicted model, not a curated record. The transcript is spliced from 11 exons. Lineage: Eukaryota; Metazoa; Chordata; Chondrichthyes; Rajiformes; Rajidae. Gene Ontology annotation, molecular function: protein binding; zinc ion binding; histone demethylase activity.
AUCCCGAGGCUUUUUUUUCAUUGUGAAGUUAGGUUGAGCAGCAGUAGAUGGAGGAAGCUCCUUAGUGAAUGUUGAGUGUAUUCUGUUAGAGUCUGCUAAUAGAGCCAUGACUGGAUUUCUUUGGCUGGGCAGCAUGAAUUGUGAAAGGUCAUGGCACUGAGUCCUGAUGAUGAAGACUAUGACACCUCCCAGUCCAGGGCUUCAGCAAGACUAAAACCUCGGCCAGCCCCUUCAUCAGGACCCAAACUCCUUCCUCACAAAUCAACCAGUGGUGCACGCAGACGCAGAACACGAUGCCGCAAAUGCGAAGCAUGCUUGCGAACGGAAUGUGGAGAAUGCAACUUCUGCAAAGACAUGAAGAAGUUUGGAGGCCCUGGCAGAAUGAAGCAGUCCUGUAUCAAGAGGCAAUGUAUUGCUCCUGUGCUACCACACACUGCAGUAUGCAAGAUCUGCGGUGAGGCAGGAAAGGAGGACAAUGUGGUGGAUGAAGCGGAGAAAUUUAAUGCAAGCUUAAUGGAAUGCUCCAUCUGCAAUGAAAUAAUACACCCAGGUUGUUUAAAGGUGGAAGAGUCGGAAGGGGUUAUAAAUGAUGAGUUACCAAAUUGCUGGGAAUGUCCAAAGUGUAACCAGGAGGGAAAAACUGGAAAAGAGUUUAAAGAAGGUGAAGAUGGAGGGAGACGAAAAUCUGAAGAUCUUGGACGUCCAAGAAUGGAGGAGUAUCAUUCCAAUAGGCGGAAAUCUGAUGAUGGGCUAGGACUCAAACGAAGAAAAGACAAGGAUCUACCUACAGAUUUGGGCCCAAGGAAAAAGCUGAGAGGAGGAAAAGAUGACAAACUUCAAAAGAGAAAGAAAAGGAAAGUAACUCCAGACUCGGAAGAAUCUAAUAAAGUAAACCACCUUGAAAGGUCAGAGCAUGCAGAUAGGAUAGAACGGAUACGUCAAAUGAUGAAACGUGUCAACAGAAAUGAAGCUACCAGCUCCAGCUCCAGCUCAGAUUCUGACUCCGAUUCUAGCUCUGGUUCGGAAUCCAGUCUACAGAGAUCCGAAGGAAGCAGUGGGGAAUCUAGUCCGAGGUCCAUUGCAAAGACAGAUAGCCAAAGGUCAAAGCUCAGAAGAUUUUCCAAUGACAUUUUUAGUGAAGAGGAUGACGAGGAAGAAGAAGAUGAAGAUGAAGAGAAUGCAAGGAAUACAAAAUCUAAUUUGCUUUCCUUGGCUUCAAAAGUUGGUGAAAAUAACUAUUAUUCCUUAAGGGGAGAAAAUAUUCAAAAAAACUCUUUCAGGACAGUGGAGGUUUCAUUAAAGAAGAAAAAUGGACCAUCCAGUCAGCUUUGUCACAAGGUUCUUGGAAAUAUAUCUCGUCCACGGAUACUAAGCAAACUUCCAGUGCAGUCUCCUCCCAAGCCAUUUCAAAUGGAGAGACAUGUGGUUCGUCCUCCACCUCAUAGCCCUGAACCUGAUUCUUUACCACUUACCAGUGGAUCAGAACAUGUGGUGCAAAGAGAGGUGUGGCUGGCAAUAUUCAGUUACCUGAGCCAUAGGGACCUAUGCAUCUGUAUGAGAGUAUGCAAGACGUGGAAUAAGUGGUGUUGUGACAAGCGGUUAUGGACCACCAUUAACUUGAGUCGCUGCAAAUCGAUCACUCCAACAAUGCUGAGUGGGAUCAUCAGGAGACAGCCCAUCAUUCUAGACCUUAGCUGGACAAAUAUCUCAAAGAAACAACUCAGUUGGCUCAUAAACAAGUUGCAAAAUUUAAAAAUUCUGGCACUAGCAGGAUGCAUCUGGAGUGCGAUCUCUGCACUUUGUACAUCGAGUUGUCCUCUUCUACGCAUGCUCGAUCUUCGUUGGGUGGAGGAUCUCAAAGACUCGCAAAUGAGGGAGUUGCUCUCACCGCCUACAGAUUGCAGAGUAGGUCAUAACCAGAGCAAACUGUGCAACCUGACAGAAUUUCAUUUAGCGGGUUUGGAUAUUACUGACUGCUCGUUGGCGCUGAUGAUACGCUACAUGCCAAUGCUAAACAAGCUGGACCUGAGUCAAUGUAACCACGUGACUGAUCAAUCCAUUGCCCUCUUGACAGCUGCUGGAUCUUCCACACGGGAAACACUGACUGAAAUUAAUCUUUCAGGUUGCCAUCGAAUAACAGACCAGUGCCUGUUGCUGCUUCAACACUGCCCAAACCUUAAUCGAAUCGACCUUCGGAGUUGCAAACUGAUUUCUCCCCAGGCUUGCCAGCAGCUUGCGGAAGGGCUGGCAGGUGUCACCUCAUUUGAACUCGUGGAAGACAAACUGUUAAAGAGAAGCAGUUUACAAUUGACAAAGUAGCCUCAUGGAUGCCGAUAAGCAUUGCCAGAAUGUUCCUCCAAGUCCUGACUGAAACAGCGCAAUUGCAAGCUCUGGGGGAAAUGCCUCCACUCUUCUAGCCGAUUGCUUUCUGUGUGUCUGUAUGGACCAUGCUGUGACGGUCUGGAGUCGUCAUGGCAAUCAUGUCCUUCACUGCUGCUGAAGUCAGUGAUCCAAUGACAGCUGUAUAGUUUUGGAGGAAAAUUACUGGUGUAAUUAUCUAGGCCUCAAAAAUGAAGCAUGAUUUUUGGACAAAAAUGUUUUUAUAUUGCAAAUACAGGGUUUUAAGCAUUACGCUCUGGUAAUAAUUCCUUCCUCCUUUUCUCUUCCCUCAAAAGUGUAGAUUUAGAAAAUAUUUAAAAAUACACAGAACUUGGAGGUAUACGUAAAAUUUCUGAUAUAAUGCUUAUUUGGAAAUAAAAACACAUGGGCUUAAAGAUGGGCUGUAAUUUAAUUUUGGAAAAGACAAUAACUGUUCUUGUCUAAACUUGAUUGCAGUCCAAAAUAAUACUCAUUACUUUUAAAACAGUACAUUUUAAUUAUUUUUUUUAUUCCACUGGAAUGCCCGCUGUUUCAGUAGACAUUCAGUUUUAUCACACUGCAUUUCCAAAUGUUGAUGAAUAGGUGGUGCAUGAAUCUGCACCUUAAUACUGAAAUGAGAUCAGUCAGAUUGCAAAACUACAGUGGUGAAAUAAUUCCUGUAAUUAAUAUCUUUAUGUCAUUCCUUCAAUGGAUUUUUCUCGGUGGCUUCCUAUUCCUUGGUCUAAACAAACAAGCUCAUUUAUUUAGGUUACAUUGGUUGCUAUGAGAUUUGAGUUCUGUUCAAAAUUGUGGAGAAAGAACCUGCUUUGAAAAUGAAAGUCCUCAUGGGCUAUAUUGUUUUCCUGUAAUAUGUUUUAUUACAACAUUUUGGGAUGUGUUUUAAUAGUGAAAAUGCUUCAUAGCAACCCAAAUUAUCUAAUUAAGUGAGUACAUAGUGCUUUAAUGGGGGAAAAAAAUCUGAAAUGUGCAGUGAUUGACUUUCGUAAAUAUGAAUACUCUGAUGGAAUAGCUUUUGUCCACUAAAUGUGACAAAGAAAAUAAAAAUAUGAUAAGAUUUAGACCACUAAGUAAACAGAUAUGUAAGAUUUUUGAGAGUCCUAUAACAGCUUGUUAUAUUCCAUCACUGCAGUUCUAGCCAAGGGACAGAAAUUUGGGAUAUUUUAGCCAGGUUAAAUUUCUUGUUUUGUUUUUGCACUGGCAAUGUCUUUUUUAAAAAGAACGUGCGUUGGGUUAGGUACUGGAUUUUAUAAUAACUGAGUUUAAUUAUAAACCAUUCCUACCCAAACAUACCCCUUGCCAAAAUGGUGGGCCGUUUGUUCCAUUGUACAUUACUGGUUCUCUAACAAUAGGUUUUUAAUUGGAUCGGUAACAACCAGCCUGUAAAUAACAGCAGAAAAUAUUUUUUAACUUAAGAAUGCUGCCAAACACAACUAAAUGGACAUUUUAUAAUUAUUUUCAGUUGUUACCAUAGAAAGAACACUGGAGAAAUUGCAUUUAAAAAAAAAAAAAAAAAAAAAAAAAAAAAAAGAUUUUAACUUCUAAAGGUCUGAGUGAGUUAAUUUGUUCUUGCCCUGAAGAUGAGAAGCCACCAUGUAGACUGGGCCCGCUCUGAAAUAUCCAUCAUUUGUAAUUUCUGAAGCUCUGGUGGAGCUUCAGGGGCUUGGUUCUAGUUUGGUCUGGUGAUUUGCUAUACUCACUUUAUUUUACUAAUUUAAACGUGUGUUCUUCCUAAGAACAAAGAUUCUUGAGUUCUGUGUAUUAUUGGCUCGAUUUUCCACCCAGUAAAAGUUUCAGUCAUUAAUCUGUUCCCUGUGGAGGGGGAAGUUAAUUGAUGGAGAACUUCAGACAUCAAAAGCAAUGCAGAAAUAUGCUUGUCUGCCUUGCUUUUCAACUAGAAGUGCUAGCAGUGUAUGCUUCCAAGUACUGGCCACAGAAUGCUACCUAUGGGUAAUACCUGAUAUGAAUGUCAUCUAACAAAAGAAAA